AUGAAGGUGGGCGGCGGUCUGUGCACGCUGAACGUUGGCGGCCGCAGGUUCCUGUUCUCUGCAGAGCGACUGCAGCGCCUCCCUCUGAGCAGGCUGAGCCGGCUGCAGCGCUGCGUGACGGAGAGCGAGCUGCUGGAGCUCUGCGACGACUACGACCGCGACAGGAACGAGUUCUUCUUCGACCGCCACUCCGAGGCGUUCGGCUUCAUCGUGCUGUACCUGCAGCGCGGCUCGCUGCGCCUGCUGCCGCACAUGUGUGAGCUGUCCUUCUACAACGAGAUGCUGUACUGGGGCCUGGAGAGCUGCCACCUGCUGCCCUGCUGCCAGCGCCGCCUCCAAGACCGCGCCUCCGACUGCUUCAUCCACCUCCUCCCUGGGGAGGAGCUGGGUCCCAGGGAGGAGCUGGGCCCCCGGGAGGAGCUGGGUCCCAGGGAGGAGCUGGGCCCCCGGGAGGAGCCGCGGGGCCGCUGGCUGGAGAGGAUGAGGAGGACGUUGGAGGAGCCCACCUCCUCGGUGGCGGCGCAGGUCCUGGCCUCGGUGUCGGUGCUGUUCGUCCUCGUCUCCAUGGUGAUGCUGUGUGCCAGCACCUUACCGGAUUGGACAACUGCAGAGACGCUGGACCAGCACAGGGUCAUAGAGGCGGUGUGUAUUGGCUGGUUCACCGCUGAGUGUCUCGUCCGUUUCAUCGUGUCUCGGGAUAAAUGUGAGUUCAUCAGUCGUCCUCUGAACAUCAUCGACCUUCUGGCCAUCACACCGUACUACGUCUCAGUUACCGUGACGAUCCUGACGGGGGAGAACUCGCAGCUGCAGCGGGCCGGCGUCACGCUGCGUGUGCUGCGCAUCAUGAGGAUCUUCUGGGUGAUCAAGCUGGCGCGUCACUUCCUGGGGCUGCAGACGCUCGGCCUGACGCUGCGCCGCUGCUACCGCGAGAUGGUGAUGCUGCUGGUCUUUGUCUUCGUCGCCAUGGCGAUCUUCAGCGCACUGGCCCAGCUGCUGGAGCACAGCCUGGACCUGGAGGCCAGCAACCAGGACUACGCCAGCAUCCCCGCCGCCUGCUGGUGGGUCAUCAUCUCCAUGACGACGGUGGGCUACGGGGACGUGUACCCGGUGACGGUGGCGGGCCGCGUGCUGGGCGGAGUCUGCGUGGUGAGUGGCAUCGUGCUGCUGGCGCUGCCCAUCACCUUCAUCUACCACAGCUUCAUCCAGUGCUACACCGAGCUGAAGCUCCGCUCCGCCCGCUCCGCCCUCUCCGCCCGCAGCCUGUCUCACGAGUUCAUCAGCUGA
Molecule: messenger RNA, 1284 nt
Organism: Scomber scombrus (Atlantic mackerel)
Lineage: Eukaryota; Metazoa; Chordata; Actinopteri; Scombriformes; Scombridae
Product: potassium voltage-gated channel subfamily G member 3-like
Exons: 2
Coding region: 1-1284 (427 amino acids)
Biological process (GO): potassium ion transmembrane transport; protein homooligomerization
Cellular component (GO): voltage-gated potassium channel complex; membrane
Molecular function (GO): delayed rectifier potassium channel activity
Source: RefSeq, a predicted model, not a curated record